CAUGGAGACGCCACUAUUUUUCGAAUUCACAACAUAAAUAAAAACCAAAGUAUGAGACACCCUCGGGUGACAUUACACUCCAGCACUCCAAUAUUGCUCACUUUGAUAUCCGGAUCUUUUACUUUAAUCGCGAACCAACUACUUUCAAAUUAUUAAAAAAAAAUUUGCAGUGAAUGGAGUGCAUAUUGAAAAAUAGAGUAGAGUGUUAUAUUUACCAUUUGAAAAAUGUGAAUUGUCCGAUUGAUAUGCCAGUGACUGUUCACAUUAAUUAAUGCAGUUAAAGGAAUAGAAAAUCCUCAUUUUGAUAUUGAUCUAUAGGCAAUCAGAUUCAGAAACUAAUUGAAUCUAAAGUAGAGUAAAAGUGAGACGAAUCCCAAUCAUUAGCUAGCACGUUGAAAAUGUUUUGACUUUUUUGUAUUAAAAAUGGCAAAUUGAGGUGAUUUUAUUUUGAAAAAUUGCGCGGGUUCAUUCAGUCACUUUUUGAAAGGAAAAAAUUCAAAGCUCGUCAUUAUGACGAGCGGUACAGGCGCAUCCUCUGACACAAUGACAAUGUACGGUCUCGGAGUAACGAACAUUCGCGCAGUAACUUUGUGUAUCCCCCCGGUUCCACAAACAUUAUAGGUGAAACGAGAAGAGUAGAGGAAAAAAGAGAAUCAAGAUCCGUGGUGGGUGUCAUAGGGGAAAAAUAUAUAACUCGCAGGUUAAAACUAGUGCGUCUGUGCGGGGUUGAUUCAGUGAGGUGCGGCCCAACGGGUAACGUCUCGACGCGUUUUGAAUGCCUCAACAUACCUACGAGGCCAGUCAGAUUCUCGCCGCUCUUCCGUUAGCCCACGCGUCUUAGAAUCCGCGUGUUUAUUGUUCCACUGAACAUUUCUUCGUACAAACAACGCGAUGAGUGAGACAUUCAACGCUCCAAUAAAUUCAUCUACAUUUAUUUAUUCAUCCAUCGUUAUUUUUUUAUGUGCUGGUGAUAUUUUUAAUAUGAUCAACGAUCAAUAACAAUCGAAGUAUCCUGGUUAUAUAUAAUCUAUGAUUCGAUGUGAGAUUAUGGAAAUAUUCUGGGAGAAUGAAUUAUUCAAAUGGCGAUACCGCCAUUGAGAAAUUCGAUAAAAAAAUAGUGGUGUGGUAUGGAUUGCCGAAGCUUCGGAAAUUAUUAUUAAAAUAUUCUAAAAGCUGGAAAACGGAGGUAUCAGAUCUAUGAAGUUCGACUGCUUUACGGAGUUCUGUUUGUAUUUGGUAUUGAGUUGGAAUUAAUUUGAAUUUGCGGUGAAAAGUUGUGAUUAAAACUGAAGGGAAGAAUUACAGCUUUGGGGGUAAAUUAUUGGAAAGUUCUUCGAAUCUUGGGUAAUUCUUUACCCUCUCUCGAUGAUGAAAUGAUGAGAGCAAAGAAAAAAAAGUCAGAGAAUUAAUUGACACUUCAGAAAAUUUAUACUGAAAAAUUGAGCUUGAAAUGUGAUCGCAGUAUGCGAUGUAAAAAACAGUUAAUGGGCAACUUCAAGGAAGAUUUAUUUAUUUUUUGAGUGAACAUGGGAAGCUGGAUUUACACUAAAAAUGAAGGGUAGGAGUCAUGAAGGAACGUGUUUCACGAAGGAAGCAUUGUGAACCAUCUCGAGUAACAAACAUGAUAUUCAGGUGGUAUUCCAUACAGCCAUGAUCAACGCAACCAUCUCGUCUCUGAACUACGUGGCUGAUUCUAUUACUGAAGUGACAACAAGUGGUAAAAACUCGAGUGAACCCAAUGUAACGUCAAGCGUACAUGACACAUAUCGUUGUGAUCAAUUUGUAACAUCGGGUAGUAUUUUGGGAGCUUUAUGGUUUCAAAUAAUACUGUAUAUACUGUAUGGGGUAGUAUUUGUUGUUGCGUUACUUGGUAAUGCACUGGUGUGCUAUGUUGUAUGGAGCAGUCCACGAAUGAAAACAGUUACAAAUUACUUUAUUGUUAAUCUUGCCCUUGGGGAUCUACUCAUGGCUGUAUUCUGCGUACCAACGAGCUUUGUGAGCACCAUUAUUCUGCAGUACUGGCCAUUUGGUUCGAAAAUGUGUCCCGGCGUUAAUUUCGCACAGGCAGUUUCGGUUCUCGUGAGUGCCUACACCCUCGUGACAAUUAGCAUUGAUCGUUUUGUCGCGAUCAUGUGGCCGUUAUCCCCACGUACGACCAGGCUGCAGGCAAAAUUAUUGAUCGUGGCUGUUUGGAUACUGGCCGUGACUGUUUCAUCACCAAUCGCUGCUGUAUCCGAGCUGCAACAGCCAGAUGAGAAAUAUCACAUAUGUGAUCAAUUUAUAUGUGCGGAGCACUGGCCCGAGGGGUAUCAAAGAUAUUACUAUUCAAUAUCAUUAUUGAUCCUUCAGUACCUGGUGCCCUUGGUCGUCCUAAUUUUCACCUACAGUAGUAUCGCAAUCAGAGUGUGGGGAAAGCGACCACCAGGUGAGGCUGAAAACACGAGGGACCAGAGAAUGGCCAAAUCCAAACUGAAGAUGAUAAAAAUGAUGAUGGCUGUUGUUAUCGCUUUCACCGUUUGCUGGUUACCCUUUAAUGUCCUGACGUUGAUCCUGGAUAACAAUGACAGUAUACAUAGUUGGAAAGGGUUACCCGUCGUAUGGGCGACCCUUCACUGGCUGUCCAUGUCUCACUCUUGCUACAAUCCCGUCAUAUAUUGCUGGAUGAACGGCAGAUUUCGUUCAGGAUUUAUAAUAGCUCUGGGGAGUGUACCUGGCCUCAGGAGAGCGUUACCGGAACACCGACUGCCUGCUAAUACAAGCACAGCGCGUGUGCCCCACACAGGUAAUGACGGUGCCAAUGGCAACUUUAGCCUUCGUAGAAUAAACACGUUCACAACGUACGUGAGUAUGAGAAGAGCAAGAGAGAUGUGCCUCGGAAUUCCAGUGAGAAGUGCCAGUGUUCGUAAUUGUGAAUCCCGGAGAAUCGUUCGCAAUCGGCAGGAGAAUUUAGUGAAUGCCGAAACCCACAACGAGACGCAGAGAAUAUUUCCUCGUAAAAGUCAACAUUUCUGAGUUCAUUCCACUGGAAGAGCAUUUUUCACUGAUCCCCGGCCCACUAGAUUGACUAGAAAUUGAGUUUUCA
Diachasmimorpha longicaudata is the source of this 3082-nucleotide messenger RNA. RefSeq names its product RYamide receptor. The transcript is spliced from 8 exons. Lineage: Eukaryota; Metazoa; Arthropoda; Insecta; Hymenoptera; Braconidae. Gene Ontology annotation, biological process: neuropeptide signaling pathway. The record is from RefSeq and is a predicted model, not a curated record. Gene Ontology annotation, molecular function: neuropeptide Y receptor activity. Gene Ontology annotation, cellular component: plasma membrane. Bases 1651 to 3012 code for a protein of 453 amino acids.